AGGACAACAAGAUGAGGCUUUACAUUGGUCGCGAGGCUUCAAAGCUAUGGAAGAGAAUUUGUGCAGAGACAAUCACAGAGAUCAACCUGCUUCUAGAGAAUUGGAAGUACCUUCUUGCUGGUCUCAUUUUUCAGUACAUUCAUGGUCUAGCUGCUCGAGGAGUUCAUUAUCUCCAUCGUCCAGGGCCAAUACUUCAGGACCUUGGUUUCUUCCUUUUGCCAGAGCUUGGGCAAGAUAAAGCCUACAUCAGUGAGACUGUAUUCACCUUUGUCUUCUUGUCUUUUGUCUUGUGGACUUUCCAUCCUUUCAUUGUCAAAAGCAAAAAGAUCUACACAGUAUUGGUGUGGUGCAGGGUUCUAGCAUUUUUAGUUGCUUCUCAGAUUCUCCGGAUUAUUACAUUCUAUUCUACUCAGCUUCCUGGUCCAAAUUAUCAUUGUCGAGAGGGGUCUAGACUUGCCAGGCUGCCACCACCAGAGAGUGCGAUAGAAGUCCUCUUAAUUAAUUUUCCUCAAGGCAUAGUUUAUGGUUGUGGUGAUUUGAUUUUCUCAUCACACAUGAUCUUCACACUGGUCUUUGUCCGUACUUAUCAGAAGUAUGGUACACGAAGGUUUGUAAAGCAGCUUGCUUGGUUGAUAGCCAUAAUUCAAAGCCUCUUGAUUGUAGCAUCCCGCAAACAUUACACAGUUGAUGUAGUUGUUGCAUGGUAUACUGUUAAUUUAGUGGUAUUCUUCAUAGACCAUAAGCUGCCAGAACUUCCUGACCGAUCUAAUGGAGGCUCAUCACUGUUGCUACCAUUGAGCACUAAAGACAAGGAUGGUAAGAGCAAAGAAGAGAAUCACAAGCUCUCGAACGGGAAUGCUGGAGAUGCUGCAGAUUGGAGGCAGAGGACACAAGUCAAUGGCAAGAUUCUAGAAGAAGGUAAUGCUGUCCAUGAUACAGCAAUGAAUGGUGCAUAGAUCGAUGAUGGAAGUCGCUACAUCUGCACAUCUGCUGCUGCAGCUGCUAUCAUGGGGGUCUGCUUUGAUUAAAGGCCUUAUAUAAAGCUUCCAAGACCAGUGAACUUGAUUUGUAUUCUAAAGAAAAUAGAAUUGGGGUUAUGCUUCGCAGUCCUCCAGUGUGCCUUAGAUUAAGAUCAUCAUCAGUCACCACACGUAUCAUGGAAUUUUUCAAGUUGCUAUUUCUUUCGUCAUUCACCAUGUUCCUGUUUAUAGUGCGUCCACUAAUUUUCUAUUUGAGUGUCAUUUGUACCGCGGUGCCUAUAAUUAUUUCUUAAAGCAGAAGGCAAUUGAGAACCAUAUAUCAGUGACAUGCCUUUUGUCUUUGAAUGGAUUUUCUUCUCUUAAUAGAAUUGAAAACUCGGUCAAAAUGCAGAAAAUCCCUGUUUUAAGAGUUCUGUGUAGUUGUGGUUCCUCAAUUGUUGUCCAACCAAGCCUUUUUAAUUUCUGUUACUACAUUCUGCUGAGUCUCUACAGAGAAUCCACAAUCCUCAGUCUUUCCUGUCAUCAAAAUCGCACCAAAUGUUCGUUUGAUCCGCCGUUUGUGCUUUCUCUCGCCGGAAAUCCGAACAAUGGGAGCUCGUUGUUCCAAGUUCUCCACCUGCUGGUUUCAGUCUCAUCUCAAGGCCUCCGUUCUUGAAUCC
Rubroshorea leprosula is the source of this 1639-nucleotide messenger RNA. NCBI's taxonomy places the organism in Eukaryota, Viridiplantae, Streptophyta, Magnoliopsida, Malvales, Dipterocarpaceae. The record is from the annotation of a GenBank genome assembly.